Molecule: messenger RNA, 850 nt
Organism: Dicrocoelium dendriticum
Lineage: Eukaryota; Metazoa; Platyhelminthes; Trematoda; Plagiorchiida; Dicrocoeliidae
Source: the annotation of a GenBank genome assembly
CGGUUCCAUUCUGGAUUGCCGCUCAUACUGGAGUACCUGUGUCGACUCUGACCAUGCCUUGGUGCGCUGUCGUUUCUCCAUGAACUUUACCGGAAGGCGCACAAAGCGUCUCCCCCGAUUAGCAACGGAGAAAUUGUCCCAGCCCUCUGUCAGGCAAGCCUAUCAAGAAGCACUGCAUAGCGAACUCUCGCUGUCUUGUCCUAAUGAUACUGAACUUCAGUGGAAUAGGAUCUCGGCCACUAUGCACGACGCAGGAGCAUCUGCUUGUGGCACUAUCAGUCGUCACCGCACCAGUCACUGGAUAUCCGAGAGGUCCGUGAACCUUUUGGAUGCUAGAAGGCACCUCCCGGCUGGUUCUGAACACAAUGUGACCAGACGGGCUAUUAGGCGUGAACUAAAGCGGAGCCUACGUGCUGACAAGGAAGCCUGGUGGACCAGUCGGACUCAAGAAAUGGAGGAGGCAGGAGCAGUAGGCAAUUACCGGAAGCUCUUCCAGCUAAUACGCACCACUGGUCCGAGAAAACCAGGCGUCAGUGAGACAAUCAGGGACAGCGCGGGUGCGCUGAUACACAAUAUGGAGCGCCGUAUGGCUCGUUGGGCUGAGCACUUUGAACAUCAGUUCAGCUGGCCCCCUGCUCCCGGACCUCUUCCUACUCAGGUGAUGCAGGACGUGCCAUGGACGGUUAGUUUAGAGCCUCCGUCGGAGGCUGAGGUCCGAAACGCGAUCACAGCCCUCAAUCGUUUUCGUGCCGCUGGCCCGGAUUCCCUACCACCUGCACUAUUUAAGGAUGGAGGUGAGGUCCUCUGCAAAGCACUGACCUCCCUAUUCGAACGUAUCUGGAACGAAGAG